This is a messenger RNA of Linepithema humile (Argentine ant), 808 nucleotides long. It is a transcript of the gene Vps60, whose product is annotated as vacuolar protein sorting 60. The record is from RefSeq and is a predicted model, not a curated record. Gene Ontology annotation, cellular component: multivesicular body. Lineage: Eukaryota; Metazoa; Arthropoda; Insecta; Hymenoptera; Formicidae. Gene Ontology annotation, biological process: late endosome to vacuole transport via multivesicular body sorting pathway; vesicle budding from membrane.
AUAGCUUACGUUGCGUGCACUGCGCGCGCUGCGUAGAUAUUUUUAGAAACACGUUGUCUGACAUUUUGACAGAUAAUAAAUCUAUAAAAAAUUGUCUUGCCGUGUAGUGUCAACAUUAAUUCUCAAAAAUGAAUAGGCUUUUCGGACGUGCUAAACCUAAAGAACCACCGCCAAGCAUUACAGACUGCAUUGCGGGGGUUGAUAGUAGAGCGGACUCUGCAGAAAAGAAAAUAGCUAAAUUAGAUGCAGAGUUGAAAAAAUACAAGGAUCAAAUGGUUAAAAUGAGAGAUGGGCCAGCUAAGAAUGCAGUAAAGGCUAAAGCACUGCGUGUACUAAAACAGCGGAAAAUGUAUGAGGCCCAAGUGGACAAUUUGCGCCAACAGGCAUUCAACAUGGAACAAGCAAAUUAUGCCACUCAAACGUUAAAGGAUACUCAAGCAACUGUAGUUGCUAUGAAAGAUGGUGUCAAGCAAAUGCAGAAGGAAUUCAAAAAUAUUAACAUUGAUCAAAUUGAAGAUUUACAGGAUGAUUUAGCAGAUAUGUUAGAACAAGCGGACGAAGUGCAAGAAGCAAUGGGUCGUAGUUACGGAAUGCCAGAAAUUGAUGAUGAUGAGCUCGCAGCUGAACUAGAAGCUCUUGGCGAUGAUCUUGCUUUGGAUGAAGAUUCCAGCUUCUUAGAUGAUGCUAUAAAAGCACCUAGCGCUCCAGAUAAAGAACCUGGAGCAAGUUCUCUCAAAAACAAGGAUGGUGUUCCAGUGGAUGAGUUUGGUUUGCCACAAAUACCUGCCAGCUAAGUUUAAGGAUGCAU